Colossoma macropomum (tambaqui) is the source of this 3748-nucleotide messenger RNA. It is a transcript of the gene polr3b, whose product is annotated as polymerase (RNA) III (DNA directed) polypeptide B. Lineage: Eukaryota; Metazoa; Chordata; Actinopteri; Characiformes; Serrasalmidae. Gene Ontology annotation, biological process: DNA-templated transcription. The coding region runs from base 1 to 3399 and encodes 1132 amino acids. Gene Ontology annotation, molecular function: DNA-directed RNA polymerase activity; DNA binding; ribonucleoside binding. The record is from RefSeq and is a predicted model, not a curated record. The transcript is spliced from 28 exons. Gene Ontology annotation, cellular component: RNA polymerase III complex.
AUGGAAAUGCUGAAGGACGACUUCGGGGACAUGUCUCCCCAGCAGCUCGCUGCUCCUGUGAACACAGUGGAGGAAAAAUGGAAACUGCUUCCAGCUUUUUUGAAGGUCAAAGGUUUAGUAAAGCAACACAUUGAUUCUUUCAACUACUUCAUCAAUGUAGAGAUAAAGAAGAUCAUGAAGGCAAAUGAGAAGAUUACAAGUGAUGCUGAUCCAAUGUGGUAUCUAAAGUACCUCAAUAUUUACGUUGGUAUGCCUGAUGUAGAGGAGAGCUUUAAUGUAACCAGACCAGUGUCUCCACAUGAGUGUCGUUUGAGAGACAUGACCUACUCCGCUCCCAUUACAGUGGACAUAGAGUACACCAGAGGCAGCCAGAGAAUCAUUCGCAAUGCAUUACCCAUUGGAAGGAUGCCAAUUAUGUUGCGCAGCUCCAACUGUGUCUUGACAGGCAAGACACCCAUGGAGUUCUCUAAGCUCAAUGAAUGUCCCCUAGAUCCAGGGGGCUAUUUCAUCGUGAAGGGUCAGGAGAAGGUCAUUCUCAUCCAGGAGCAGCUGUCCAAGAACCGCAUUAUUGUGGAGCAAGACCGCAAGGGUGCAGUGGGAGCCUCCGUUACCAGCUCCACUCAUGAGAAGAAGAGUAGAACUAACAUGAUUGUGAAGCAGGGUCGUUUUUACUUGAAGCACAACACACUCUCUGAGGAUGCUCCAAUAGCCAUCAUAUUCAAGGCCAUGGGUGUGGAGAGUGAUCAGGAGAUAGUACAGAUGAUUGGUACAGAAGAGCAUGUCAUGGCUGCUUUUGCUCCUAGCCUGGAAGAAUGCCAGAAAGCUCAGAUUUUCACCCAAACCCAGGCACUGAAGUACAUUGGAAAUAAAGUGCGGCGUCAGCGCAUGUGGGGUGGACCCAAGAAAACCAAGAUGGAGGAAGCCCGAGAGCUGCUGGCUUCCACCAUUCUCACCCAUGUCCCUGUAAAAGAGUUUAACUUUCGGGCCAAGUGCAUUUACCUCGCUGUAAUGGUGCGCAGAGUGAUUCUUGCUCAAGGCAACAACAAAGUGGACGAUCGUGAUUACUAUGGAAACAAGCGUCUGGAGUUGGCUGGCCAGCUGCUGUCUCUGCUGUUUGAGGAUCUCUUUAAGAAGUUUAACUCUGAGCUGAAGAAGAUCGCAGACCAGAUCAUCCCCAAGCAGAGAGCGGCUCAGUUCGACGUGGUGAAACACAUGAGGCAGGACCAGAUCACUAACGGCAUGGUUAAUGCCAUCUCUACUGGGAACUGGUCUCUGAAGAGGUUUAAGAUGGACAGGCAGGGAGUCACACAGGUGCUCUCUCGCCUGUCCUUCAUCUCAGCGUUAGGCAUGAUGACCCGGAUCUCUUCUCAGUUUGAGAAAACCAGGAAAGUGAGUGGACCUCGCUCCCUUCAGCCCUCACAGUGGGGAAUGCUGUGCCCCUCAGACACACCUGAAGGAGAGGCGUGUGGUCUGGUGAAGAACCUGGCUCUAAUGACCCACAUCACCACAGACAUGGAGGAUGGGCCCAUCAUUAAACUGGCCUUUAACCUUGGAGUGGAGGAUGUCAACCUGCUCUGUGGAGAGGAGCUGUCCUACCCUACUGUUUUCCUAGUUUUCCUGAAUGGUAACAUACUGGGAGUGAUUCGAGACCACCGCAAGCUUGUCAACACAUUCAGGCUGAUGCGAAGAGCUGGCUUUAUUAACGAGUUUGUUUCCAUCUCCACCAAUGUGACGGACCGCUGUGUCUACAUCUCCUCUGACGGGGGGCGCCUCUGCAGACCCUACAUCAUUGUGAAGAACGGACAGCCGGCUGUGAAGAACAAACACAUUGAGGAGCUGUCUCAGGGUUACAGGAACUUUGAGGACUUUCUGCAUGAAGGUCUGGUGGAAUAUCUUGAUGUGAAUGAGGAGAAUGACUGCUCUAUUGCUCUGUAUGAGCAUGUGAUCACCAAGGACACUACACAUUUGGAAAUUGAGCCAUUUACUCUGCUGGGGGUUUGUGCUGGAUUGAUCCCUUAUCCCCAUCAUAACCAGUCCCCCAGGAACACCUACCAGUGUGCUAUGGGCAAACAGGCCAUGGGCACUAUUGGCUAUAACCAGAGGAACCGGAUAGACACGCUGAUGUACCUGCUGGCCUAUCCUCAGAGACCCAUGGUGAAAACAAAGACCAUUGAACUGAUUGACUUUGAGAAACUGCCUGCAGGUCAGAACGCCACAGUGGCUGUGAUGAGCUACAGUGGUUAUGAUAUUGAGGACGCUCUGGUGCUUAAUAAGGCCUCACUAGACAGAGGUUUUGGCAGAUGUCUUGUGUACAAGAACGCCAAGUGCACCCUGAGACGUUAUACUAACCAGACCUUUGACAAGGUGAUGGGUCCCAUGCUGGAUGCUGAAACUCGGAAGCCCAUCUGGAGGCACAGCAUCCUGGAUGCGGAUGGCAUCUGCUCUCCUGGUGAACGAGUGGAGAAUAAGCAGGUGCUGGUGAAUAAGUCUAUGCCCACAGUUACCCAGACACCACUGGAGGGCAGUACCCAGCCAAGCCAGCCACAGUACAGAGAUGUACCCAUCACGUAUAAGGGCUCAACAGACUCAUACAUAGAGAAGGUCAUGAUAUCAUCAAAUGCUGAGGAUGCCUUCCUGGUGAAAAUCCUGCUCAGGCAGACACGUAGGCCCGAGAUAGGAGACAAAUUCAGCAGCCGGCACGGCCAAAAAGGUGUGUGUGGGCUGAUUGUCCCUCAGGAGGACAUGCCCUUCUGUGAUUCAGGGAUCUGUCCUGACAUAAUCAUGAACCCUCAUGGAUACCCCUCCAGAAUGACUGUUGGGAAGCUGAUUGAGCUUUUGGCAGGGAAGGCGGGGGUGCUGGACGGGCGUUUCCAUUACGGUACGGCUUUCGGAGGCAGUAAGGUGAAGGAUGUGUGUGAGGAUCUUAUUCGCUAUGGGUACAACUACCAGGGCAAGGACUUUGUCACCUCUGGCAUCACUGGGGAGCCCCUAGAGGCCUACAUCUACUUUGGUCCUGUGUACUACCAGAAACUAAAGCACAUGGUGCUGGAUAAGAUGCAUGCCAGAGCACGUGGACCAAGAGCAGUCCUCACCAGACAGCCUACAGAAGGUCGCUCCCGAGAUGGUGGUCUCCGUCUGGGAGAGAUGGAGAGGGACUGUCUGAUAGGAUAUGGGGCCAGCAUGCUGCUGCUGGAGCGUCUCAUGAUCUCCAGCGAUGCUUUUGAAGUGGACGUGUGCGGCCAGUGCGGUCUGCUGGGAUAUUCAGGAUGGUGCCACUACUGCAAAUCCUCAUGCCACGUAUCAUCUCUGCGCAUUCCCUACGCCUGCAAACUGCUUUUCCAGGAGCUGCAGUCCAUGAACAUUGUACCUCGCCUUAAACUGGCUCGAUACAACGAGUGAGCCAGUGAUGCCUCUAACAGAGCAGGCAGUAAAACAGAUAACACAUACUACUGUGGAGGUUGCACUUCUGCAACAUUGCGUCUCAGCCUGGAUAUUUGUGACAUGACAUGACAGUGGUUUGUUUGCACCUGUCAGAGAAGUUCUUUGUAAACCGUUAGUGGUUACAUUUUGUGUUAAAUUAAGUAGUUUGACAUUUCAUGAGUCAAAGAAGCUCUGGACUAAAGAACAAUUCAGAGGUUGUUACAUAACUAGCACUUCACAGUCUUGAGUGUUUAGACGUUUGGUUUGCAUGUGGAAAACGUGCCUACUUCAAGAGGAUUUUUUUCCUUUAUUCAAAUAGUGAAAUAUU